AAGCCACCGACCCGCCGCUUCUCCACAGCGCGUCCUCGGAGCGGAGCGGACAGAGCUGGGGACGCUGAGGAAUGCGGAGCCGGGAUUUUGUCUUUUCCAGCUCACCUGCGGAACUCUUCGCAGCGCAAACCAAACCGACCGACGCAGCCGGUGAGCACGCGUGGCGCCAUGCUGAGACAGAUCCUCCUCAACUCCACCGACACCCCAGACUUCGACCUGGUGCUCAUGGCCCAGUCCUCGACACACGCCCCCUCCUCCCUGAACGCCUCCCACGGCGGUUCGGUGAGCGUGGCCGCUCUACUGAGACCCACCACGGGGCGAGGGGGAGGAGGGCUCCGGGAGGGCGAGCUCCACAAACCGGACCUGAUCACCUACAUAGUCAUGUGCCUACUGCUCUUCUUAUUGGUGCUACUCAUUGUGUUCUUCAUCAACUGCCAGCUCCGGAACUCUUUCUUCGCCUCCAUGCCAUAUGACAGGUCGCUGAGAGAGGCCCGGACCUCCUACAAGUAGGCUAGACCCCCAGGACAAAUCUCUGGGACUCUGGGUCUUUAGUGACUCUUGUGGGGAUUUAAAGGGACGGUUCACGCCAAAAUAAAAAAUACAUAUUUUUCCUCUUACCUGUAGUGCUAUUUAUCAGUCUAUUCUGUUUUGGUGUGACUUGCCAGUGUUGGAGAUAUCAGCUCUAGAGAUGUCUUCCUCCUCUUGGAUAUAAUAGAACUAGAUGGCACUCGGCUUG
Epinephelus lanceolatus (giant grouper) is the source of this 736-nucleotide messenger RNA. It is a transcript of the gene smim32, whose product is annotated as small integral membrane protein 32. NCBI's taxonomy places the organism in Eukaryota, Metazoa, Chordata, Actinopteri, Perciformes, Serranidae. The record is from RefSeq and is a predicted model, not a curated record.